Dendroctonus ponderosae (mountain pine beetle) is the source of this 2097-nucleotide messenger RNA. RefSeq names its product vacuolar protein sorting-associated protein 52 homolog (gene Vps52). Gene Ontology annotation, molecular function: syntaxin binding. Gene Ontology annotation, cellular component: GARP complex. The coding region runs from base 88 to 2088 and encodes 666 amino acids. The transcript has 4 exons. NCBI's taxonomy places the organism in Eukaryota, Metazoa, Arthropoda, Insecta, Coleoptera, Curculionidae. Gene Ontology annotation, biological process: Golgi to vacuole transport; endocytic recycling; retrograde transport, endosome to Golgi. The record is from RefSeq and is a predicted model, not a curated record.
UGACAUCAAGAUUUGACACCUGUCACACAUUUGUUUUCAUUCCAAAAGGUUUUUCAAAUUUUCAGUGUCUUCAUAUACCCAUAAAACAUGAGUAACAAAAAUAAGUAUAUACAGGUGGCCGGAAGCGCUGAGGGUAUAACUAGUAGUGAUAAAGUGGUACAAGAGAUAUUGAACACCUUCACUGAUUUGAGACACUAUUCCAGAGAAAUUGAAAACGAACUGAAAGUUACUGAAAAUCAAUCAGUUAAGGUCUAUAUAAAGGAAAGUGAGAAUAUCAGCAGUUUGCAUGCACAAAUCACUGCAUGCGACACAAUAUUGGAACGAAUGGAAAAUAUGCUGAUGGCAUUCCAGAAUGACUUGGGCAGCAUCAGCAAUGAAAUUCUUACACUGCAACGUAAGUCGAUAUCAAUGAGUCAAGAACUCACCAACAGGCAGGCAAUUAGGGGCCAAGUUAGUCAGUUCAUUGAUGACAUUUCGGUGCCCGAAACGCUGAUUGUUGCCAUUAUGGAUUUGCCAGUAACUGACAAAGAGUUCUUAGCUCAGCUGCAAAUUCUCAGCCAUAAAAUAGGCUUUAUUAAAGAACAGAGUUUUCGUGACACUAAGUCGUGCCAAGAUGUUAAGGAAGUCCUGGAAAAGUUGCAAAUAAAAGCAAUGUCAAAAAUCAGAAUAUUCCUAUUAGAGCAAAUAUCCAAAUUUAGACGGCCCAUGACCAACUACCAAAUACCUCAGAAUGCUCUGUUAAAAAACAAGUGCCACUACGAGUUCCUGCUAUUGAAUGAGAGAAAUACUGCAGAAGAAAUCUGCCACGAGUAUGUAGACACGAUGAGCAAAAUCUACUUUUCCUACUUCAAAUCCUACGAGGGCAGAAUAAUGAAGUUAUUGUAUGAGGAAAGUACGACUAAAGACGACCUGAUGGGCAUUGAAGACACCGCAACAAGAGGCCUAUUCAACAAAAGCCUCAAGCAUAAAGCUACCGUGUUUACCAUUGGCAAUAGAGGCGAUGUUUUAGCGCAACAGUUAGAAGCCCCCAUCAUAGUGCCUCAUGCUGAAAUUAAGAAUAAAUAUUCGUACGAAGCAAUAUUUCGAAGCAUUCAAUAUGCUUUAGUAGACAAUGCAUGCAGAGAGUACUUGUUUAUCAGCGAAUACUUUAUGGUGCAAAACCAACCAGCUCUUCAGCUCUUCAACAAAAUCAUGGGCAAAACCGUAAAUCUUCUACAGAAGAAUAUUGAGCAAUACAUUUCCACAUGCUUUGACUCGAUAGCGAUUUUUCUUUGCUUCCACUUGGUGUUGAGGUAUAAAAUAAUGUGUCACAAAAGAUGCGUACCAGCUCUGGACGACUACUGGGACAUGAUGGAAAGAGUUUUGCUACCCAGAUUCGAAUAUAUCUUGAAACUGAAUAUAAACAGUAUUAGGGACUGUGAUGUCACAAAGUUUAACUUGGAGAAAGGCCCACAUUAUAUUGCAAGGCGAUAUGCAGAAUUUAGUGCAGCAAUUGUGAGUAUUAGCGAAAAUUUCCCCAAUGAACUGAUCACAAAGUUGCUGGCCGAGCUUCAAGAAGAGGUCGAAAUGUUCAUAUUUCGCAUGGCCGGUGCUUUCACUGAACGGAAAGAUCAACUGAUCUUCCUCAUCAAUAAUUACGAUAUGAUUCUGAAUAUUAUAAUGGAAAGAACUAGGGAUAAUUGCAAAGAAGCUGAAACGUUCAAAUCGAGAUUGUCGGCAAAGAGUGGAGAAUACGCCGAACAGAUUUUGUUUCCACAUUUCGGAGAAAUGAUUCAAUAUGUGAAGGAAUGUGAACAUUACUUUGAACACUCCAAGCUGGAUGAGUUGAAAGCGCUGGAGUCCAAGUCAUUGGAUAUAGUGAUGAACUUUUCCGAUAACUGGAAAAAGUCUUUGGAGGACUUAAAUCGAGAGGUCUUGCUGUCGUUUCCAAACCUUGUCACCGGAGCCAGUUUAUUGCAGUUAGCUUUAACGCAAUUAGUUCAGUAUUACCAUCGAUUCCAUAAGCUGCUGGUGCCUAAUAUUCGAUCCCAGCUGGUUAAUAUUCAUCAUAUUGUGGUGGAGAUGAAAAAAUACAAGACGCACUUUUAAACUGUUUUA